Symbiodinium sp. CCMP2456 is the source of this 6834-nucleotide messenger RNA. NCBI's taxonomy places the organism in Eukaryota, Dinophyceae, Suessiales, Symbiodiniaceae. The record is from the annotation of a GenBank genome assembly.
GUUGCCGGCAACCCCGUCCCCAUCGGACAGAAUCAUGAUAGCCCUCACUCGGGUACCUCCGAGACUUCUGAUCCCAUACCGACAUACCUGGCCCGGUUCCUCGUGCUUGCCCGCCACCACGCCUCACGGAAUGUCACAGUGCGGCUCCGGCUGCCUGCUACCACACAGGCGGCAUUGGAUGAGAUUGCUACAACCCUGGAAGGUGACUUCUUUAGCCACUUUUCUCAGCUUGUCCCGACAAAGCAACAGCUGUCUGCACAUUGGGGUACUGUCGUGGCUUUGCCGGCUUGGGCACAGGAUGAACCUAUGUGUGUCUUCGAUUUACGGGAAAUCGAUGGCAGGGUCUAUGUUGUCGACCUGCCUUCACGCAUCACAUAUGCAGACCUGAUUCGGAAGGCCGAUCUCGACCCGGAUCUUCGAUAUGCUGUAUACCCCUUUGGUGCCGGACGCCCGAUGGAUGCCACUGUCGACCUCGUGCUGAUACCAUAUGGGGUCAUCUGCUUCUGUCGACCUGAUUCCUUGGUGCCCCAUGCGCCCAGCCUCUCAUAUGUGCUUUCCAGUCUUGCGCAUUGGAACGAGAACGAUCCUAUUCCAACCAAUGUGGUGUGGAACCAGGCGCAGCAGGUUUGUCUAGUACAUGAGAAUGGCAUGCAGGGAUUCACCCUUCUUCCGGGCCGUUCAGAACACCGUAACCUAGAUGUCGCUAAUGCACUAGGGUUGCCUUAUCACUGGACAACCAUACAGAUAGCCUACCCGCCCAUUCGUGAUGUUGUCAUUGAUGGCAGGCGGUGCAAAGGUGUUGCCAGUGUCACUGAUCAGGUACCCAACAUACCUGUCCCGCCGCGACGCCCAGGGUUCAACGCCUUCACUAUCAUUGUGGAUUGUCGACCCCUGCUCAUGGGACUGGAUCAGUGGAUAGUCACAGAUCAUGACUGCUCCCAUACCGAAAUGGUAGAGCACUACGAUUUGUGGGCUCCACCUGAUCAUCAGGUUCAGAUUGACGGGUCCCCUCUUGAAGGAGACCACCUCCUAGUCGCGCCAGGUCAGGUGUUAGUGGUGCAAUAUGUUCCAGUAACACCUCCCAGUGCUGUCCCGACAGAGAACCGCUCUCUCGGUCCAGAUAUUUCAGAGCCAGAGAUGAGUGCGGAUGAAGGGGGCUUCGACGAAACCUCGUUGCCAGACGGCCCUUACAGUGGCUUUGGUGACAGUGAUGCACGCAGCCGUACCCCUCGACGUUCACCUGUCGCUCCCGGUGAGUCCUUUCGGCUCAACCCCACGUGUCAGCAGCUUUAUGCAAGGCCGCCACCCUCAUCCACUGUCAAUUCUGCUGCACACGGUGUAGCUCUUGGUUUCCUUUGCCAGCUGACCACUCCUGCAGCGGCUGGUUUGCGCAUGCUACUUUCUACGUUUCUCUUUGGCCAAUGUACCACGCCUGUGGCUGCGUGCGCCCUCGGCAGUGAGACACACCAUGAUUUUGGACCUGCUGGGACAAAUUGGUUCACCGUCUUUGGGGUUCUCUUCCUCUUCUGCCUUCUCGGUGGUGUUUCCUGGAGCCGAGAGGUUAGACUGUGCACCCGCUGCUACACACUUGCCCGACGUAACUCCGACAGUAAGGGUGUACACUAUCGGCAGACUAAAGAGAUCCAUGCCAAGGAGGCUAAAUUACUGGUGGAGCCACAAGGCAGUACCGCCCACGAAAGUCGGCACUUGGCAUUCCUGAGAGCAAUUGUUCUACAACUCGGGGGCAGGUGGCUUUAUGAUGAAAGGCCAGACUUCAUAGGGGUUGAAGAUGAACUCGACGACGUCGACAGCACAUCCGCAUCAGAGGAAGAAGCACUCGUCCAGGUACAGUGCCAGGUCUUAAAAAUAGGCUAUACGCCAGAACGUGUUAUCGCCAUCACGCGUAUUCCUGCUACCCUUGACGAAUUCGCAUACGCUGUCCAGGCGACGAGAUCUCCAGAUACUCGAAGGCUCUACCCAGCACUGAUGCCAGUGACACCACAGCCAAUGCCGGGAUGGGCCAUCUACCUUGCUGGCCCAUCUUGGGCCCACAGCUUCCCUGGCGUCUGUUUUGACACUACUGCCAUUGAUGGCAGGCUUUUUUCUCUACCGGCACCUGAUUAUGCCACUAAAGAAGAGCUUGUCGCCCUAGCCAAUUGCAGGGAUAGGCGGCCCGAUGACGUGGAAGUUAUAAUCGGUGCGGACUCGUUGCCUCUUUUACGAGGUCAGGUCACUCACCUCUUUCCUGGUUCCCUGAUCCGUUUCGCCAAUGCGGGAACGGUUGCACAUGCCCUUACGGACUUGGGCCAGUUGUUACUCCAAUCUGCCCCAUGGCAAACGGUCAUUGUUCUGCCCGUUUUCCCACCAGUGGAUGUGUACUGUGUUGUCAGCACAGGCGAAUGCAGGUUAUGCUUCGCAGAUGCGCAUAAUCCCUUACAAUAUCGACGAGCAAUAGCUCGGGUCGCGGAAGUCAAUGAGCAAUGCAUGCGAAUUCAGGCCGCACAGCCGCGCCCGCUUGAUGCAGCUGUCGCUGGCUAUGCCUGCCGCACCAUUCUUGCAGUCGCCGUUGCCCCUACCACACGUGAGGUUUCCCAGUGCAGUUGCCUAGUUGACUGCCGUCCCAUCCAGCAAGGCUGGUUAGCAGUCACAGCCUAUGCAGGGGAACUAGACCUCACCGUUUUGUGCGCACAGUUUGAAACUGGUGCGCCUCGCGGUUGGACUGUCGUCAUGCAUCCCAGUAGUGACACAGGCCGUAUCAGGGUUGUGCCAGGCCAGAUUUUCAUAGUCGAAUAUGCGCCACAGGAGCGCACGACCGAGGCAGCUCCUAGCCUUGCACGUGCCAAUGACAAUACCGGCUCAGUCGCGUCAUCUGCUGCCGCAGAAGCGACACAACCCAGUGAUGCGUCGCCCACCUCUGAGACCACUGAUGUUCUACCUGCUGCCUCUGCAUCCGGCCGCGGGCCGGUACAAUCAGAGCUUGUGCCCUUCCUGCUUUUUGCGCAAGAAUAUUGGCCAGAGUUGAUCGUCCCAUCUCUUCGCUUCCCACUUCGCCUUGAAGAGGCACUGACCACAGUUACGCAGGUUCGCCUCCCAGAGGCGCAAAUGCGACGCCCAAGGUUAAUCCCCGUCUUCCCACAGCCCCGGACACAACAAAUCUGUGUGUUAGCCUUGCCGCAUUGGAAUACUGCUGGAGUCGCGGUCCUGAUCGAUCGCCGAGUUGCUCCCUGCCGUACCUUUGCAGUCUUCUUACCGGUCUAUUUUACCAAAGCCGAGGAACAGGAUUACGUUUAUGUCGAAGCCGGGGAUCUUCUUGUCAUUUGUGAUGUCGAAGACGAUCUUGUUCUCGCGUUGAACUGGGCACUCUGUUGGAUUAUUGAGUAUGGCCCUGCGUUUCAUUGUCCUGUCUGCCUACAGUACGACUGUAUAGCUGCGGGGGACGGCGCCUUCUCCAAGGCAACGCCCGCGCAGCUACCGUCCCUUGAGGGAUAUCCAGCCCUUAGCCAUACAACUGUCGCCCUCCGCCAGAUCGCCGCCAUGCGGGUUGACUUACGUCACUCGCAUAUCCGUGGCCACCACGGCGACUUAGGCAAUGAAAUGAGCGAUGCGCUAGCAAAGCAGACUAGAUUCGCUCCAGAUCCCUAUGAAGAAAGAAUGCUGCCUAGCUGGCCUGGACAGUUGGUCCUCCAUCCUAUGCUAGAUUGGGCGUGGAUGCUUGCCAGACCCGUCAUAGAUAUGCCUACACUUUAUGCUUUCGAGGCAGAGGCCAGCCGUCUCCAGCAAACUAUCCCUGCUGCCAGGGUCGGGGUAAACUCGAGGGAAUCAAAAUCCAUGGACGCCGACACCUACUUGUACGACAGUCAGUACGGAUGUGCAUUAUGGAUCAGUCGGUCCAUUCCCUAUGCUACCUGCGCUGGACAGCGACACUAUAUUGAGCUGUCGCACUGUACCGUCGCAGCAUAUUCACCGCGCCAUCUUCUGGUCCACAUUACUGCUCCGCAUCUCAAGAUUGCUAUUUUGGUCGCACACGCACCCGCCGACUCCCAAGACAAUGGCGGUGUUGUCCGGGCCUUCUGGGGAGAACGAGCAAAGGAGCUCCGCCGCAUCCCUGCGGACUCCCCUCUUCUCAUACUUAUGGACGCCAAUGGGCGUCUGGGCAAUCUGGAGAGCUCGACCGUCGGACCUCAAGGAGCAGAGUUGGAGAACCCGGCAGGCACUGCUCUCCAUGAGUUCCUCCUAGCACAUAGGCUUUACCUACCUUCGACCUUCCCGGAGAUCCACCACGGAGACUCCUGGACAUGGCAAUAUGUGCCUGGUACCGAGCAUCGUAUUGACUACGUUGCCGCUUCUGAACAGUGGCGCCAAGUCACCCAAGACACCUACGUGUGGUACGAUAUAGAAACUUUGCAGAAAAAGUGUGACCACCUCCCUGUUGUAUGGAGCUGUGAGUUUGCCCGCACCAUUGGCCAGUCUCACCCCACCUUUAGGCGGUCCGCAUGCCGUCCGAACCACCUCGAUCCACACCUUGAUUGUAAGGCUUUCCAGCAAGGUGUUGAAGACCUGACUCCCGUCCCUUGGCAGACCGACGUGGACGCUCACUAUCUGCACUUUGCUCGCGGUUGGAUCAGUCAAGGUCGUACAGUUAUGCCCAAGAAAGCACAACGUCCCCAACAGACCUUCUUGACCCCCGACACCCUUGAGCGCGUUCGGGAGCGUAAGCUCCUACGUCAACGCUUAGGUGAGGCAGAGGCUGAGGUUGCCAAACGGCACUACAUCGUCGGCUUUGCUGCACUCACCCACAACCGGGCCGGCACAGAGCUCUCGACUGAAACAACCAUGCAAACCUACCGAUGGCUAAGAGACGCGGACCGCGUCGUUGCACAGUGUUGGAUCGCCCUUCGCCGUUCUUGUUUGCAAGUACGAAGUGCUGUCAAGCAAGAUAGGUUGCAAGAUGGUUCCCUCGCAGCUACCACCCAGGAACGCUCCAGUCGUUGGCGUUUGCAUUUUGCGGCGCAAGAGCUGGGAGAAGAGGUGUCCCCCAAGGUCUAUGUCCAGCAACUCGCUGCGAUCGAUCAAGACCGUCUUGGCCUCAUUUUCUUUGACGUCAAGGCCGCCUACUAUCAGGUCAUAAGAGAAACUCUUACCGACGCCGAGCCAGACGAUCGUGUGUUGCUUAUGCUCUUUCGGAAAAUCGGAGUCCCGGAUACAGCAUUGCCAGAGCUGUUCGACCACCUGAUUCGCCUUAACCAUAUUGCGGAUUAUGGUGGUUCCGCGCACUUGGUCACUAUGACUCGCGAGCUUUUCGCAGGCCUUGAGCGCCCGCGCACCCUCUAUCCGGCCUCAUGGGCUGACGACUUCGUUGCCCUUACUGCCGCACAGUCUGGACCGCAUCUUGUCGCCAAGGUUCAGGCUAUCACUGCCUGCUACCUAGCCAAAGCCACUGCUAUAGGCAUGCAACUUACCUUUGCCAGCGACAAAACUGCUGUCAUUCUGCCACCCUCCGUUUACCAUGCAGUGUCCGAUGCCCUCAUCCUCACUGACACUCCAGAUGCCCCUAAGCACAUCCCAAUAUGGGAUCCGGUUGCAGUCUGCAGUCAGCGAUUGCCCGUCGUACAGGCCUUCAGGCACUUAGGAGGUAUUGUCACCAGCGGGGCCUCAGUAGCCCCAGAGAUUCAUUACCGCUACUCGCAGAGCACGUGGACGCUGAGGCCUCUCCGAGGUCCUCUGUUCGGUAAUGCAAGCAUCCCUUUAGCACUGCGCAAGUAUUUACUCGGAGCGUUGGUCGGUUCUAAGUAUACUUUCGGGUCUGCCACCUUAGAACUGCAUGUCGCUGGCCAUUGGCGACUUUGGGCCAGAUUGUACACGUCUAUCUGGAAAGCCCUCCGACCCAGGACCGAGGUAUCUUCCAAGCUGCAUUCAUACGAGGCGUUGCACAUGGCCAGCGCAACGACACCUCCGCUGGCCCUAGCUAAAGCCAGGGCAGGCCUUUAUCUACGCCUGAUAAAAUAUGGACCAGCCACUCUCCUACACUUGCUGUGGCUCCAGUGGGAAGCCUCGCCCGCCCGGUCCUGGCUGACCCAGCUGAAGGAUGAUUUGCGACAUGUCAGCCUAUAUCAAUCAGGUGUCAGUACUGUUCUGGCGACUGCCGCGCCAGUCCUCACCCUUUCUGAUGCUAUUGUCACCGACCACACAUGGUGGCGUCGCCAAAUCAAUGCAGCUAUCCGCACUUGUGCGAAGGACCUUGCGGACUGGGUUUCUACCAGGGCCAAGCUGGGAGCCCAGGAUCCCCCGGCACCUCAUAUACCGGAUACCAUCCAAGAGUUUCCAUGCCCCUUCUGCGAUUCCAGCUUCCCUUUGCGUAAGCAUUUAGGGGUACACGUUGCCAGGCGUCACGGCCUGCCUGCUCCGGCGCGUCUGUACGCCCCACACCCCACGUGUGUCACCUGCCUACGUUACUUUCACACCGUGCCGAGACUUCAAGGACACCUCAAGGCUUCAAAGGCGUGUCUAGCCAGAGCUUGCGAACUCCUUGAUCCCAUGAGUCUCGUAGAGGUGCGGGAAGCCGAAUUGGAGGACAAAAGUCGGCUCAAGCGUAUGCGCCACGGCGAGUGGCAGAAAUACCAGACGGCCCCUCCCGCCCUUCCUUCAUCCGGGCCACCUCAGCCGACUAGGGCCGAACUCCUGGCACAUCUAGGUGACGAGGCACCCAUUUCACUGCUGCGCCGGUCAAAUCCUGAUCCAAAAAUUUUGGCCUGGGUGCUCGCAGAAGUACCCAAAAGCUCCACUGAGCCCCAGCGUACUGGCACAUGCAGUUUCUGGAUGCACCGUGUCGCCUAG